AUGCCAAAACAUCUCUUCAUUCACCAACAACAGCAACAACCCGCUACACCUUCCUCCUCUACCCAACAACAAGCCCCAGCAACAGCGACAGCGGCAAAAGAUGACUCCGUCCCCGCAGGCAUGACCAAACUCCCCAACGGAGUCAUCCUCGACAAAGACGGGAAGCCAUGUCGCCUCUGCACCUCCGCCGCUUCGUGGCGCGCCCUCACCAAACAAGCCAAAUCCACCCCCUCCACCACCACAAGCACCGCCAGCACCAUCCCGAAGACCCUCGCCACCACUCCAGGCUACACUGACUGCCCACCAGACUCGGAAGCCCUCGGCCGCUCCACCUGGACCUUCCUGCACUCGUUGACAGCCUCGUACCCCGCGCAAGCGUCAAGCGAACAACAAUCCGAGAUGCGCCAGUUCCUGGGGAUAUUCUCGAAGCUGUAUCCAUGCUGGGUGUGUGCGGAGGACUUCCGGGCUUGGAUGGCGGAGCCGAGUGGGGAGAACCAGCCGAGGUUGGGUGGACGGAAGGAAUUCGGGGAUUGGAUGUGUAGGGCGCAUAAUGAGGUGAAUCGCAAGUUGGGGAAGAGUGAGUUUGAUUGUCGGUUUUGGGAGGAGAGGUGGAGGAAGGGGUGGGGGGAUGGAAGGUGUGAGUGA
Molecule: messenger RNA, 645 nt
Organism: Aspergillus niger
Lineage: Eukaryota; Fungi; Ascomycota; Eurotiomycetes; Eurotiales; Aspergillaceae
Exons: 2
Coding region: 1-645 (214 amino acids)
Cellular component (GO): mitochondrion
Molecular function (GO): flavin-dependent sulfhydryl oxidase activity; flavin adenine dinucleotide binding
Source: RefSeq, a predicted model, not a curated record